Molecule: messenger RNA, 2364 nt
Organism: Penicillium mononematosum
Lineage: Eukaryota; Fungi; Ascomycota; Eurotiomycetes; Eurotiales; Aspergillaceae
Gene: acoC
Exons: 8
Coding region: 1-2364 (787 amino acids)
Source: RefSeq, a predicted model, not a curated record
AUGGUAAAGGCAUCCCAUGCCACCCAGAAUGCCCUCCAAAACUUGGAGUAUAUCUCAGCAAUUCUUCGAACCGACCAUACCAAGCAACGAGAGGCUGAUGUCCUGACCGAUGUCCUUGUGCAACAACAAUCGGAAAUCUUGUUCCUUGUGGAUGCGUGGCUGGAAUCACUCAAUUCAGCCGAUCGAGAAAAAUCAAUCCCUUGCCGUCUAACACAAAGGCCAGAAGGCCGCCGAGGAAUGACUAUAAGUGAAAAGAUAUUUGCGAUGCAUGAUCUAAAUCACAAAGGGUUUGUGGCUCCAGGCGACAUAAUUCGUGUCCAUGUUGACUGGAUACUUGCCUCUGAGGUGUCUUGGGCCGGAAUGGAAACAACAUACAAUCAUCUAGGAAAGCCUGGAAUAUUUCGAAAUGACCGCUUCUGGCUUUGUGGGGACCAUAUUGUUGAUCCUCGGGUUAACGAGCUACCUCAAGUGCAGGCGCUGAUCAGCGGAAGCGAGAGAGCGAAGAAAACUUUCAAAAUGACGGAAUACCAAGGCAUGAAUUACACUAUUCUCCACACUGAGUUCUACCGAGAGCGCGCGCAGCCCGGAAUGCUGGUCGUCGGCUCGGACUCACACACGUGUUCGUCAGGAGCACUAGGCUGUCUCGCAAUUGGGCUGGGUGCUGCAGAUGUCGCUUUACCGUUGGUGACUGGAGAAACAUGGUUCCGAGUCCCAGAAACCAUCAACAUACGCCUGGUUGGAGCACCGAAGCCAGGGAUUGGGGGUAAAGAUGUCAUUUUGUACAUCUUGCAAGUGCUCAAAAGAAAUACUAUAGCAUCCGAUAGGAUCGUGGAAUUUACAGGCCCGGCACUCAGGCAUUUAUCCCCUGAUACCCGCUUCGCAGUUUCCAACAUGACCACAGAACUUGGUGGCAUCACUGGUAUAUUUAUGCCUGACGACACCACCCACAAGUUCAUUAAUAGACGAAAACUUGCUCGUCACAAAUGCCACACAACGUACUUCAGGCCCGAUGCCGAUGCGGAGUAUGCCGCAGUUCAUGAGAUCGAUCUCACGCAUGUGGGGUCUUUUAUCGCACGGUAUCCCAACCCGGAUGACGUGGUUCCAAUUACGGAAGAAGAGGGAAUGGAGUUGAAUGGAUGUUUUAUCGGGGCAUGCACUACUACCGAGGAAGAUCUGAUCCUCGGUGCUCUAGUAAUAGAGCAAGCAAUGAAAAGAGGAUCAAAGCCUACCGCAAAGGGGAAGAGGAAGGUCGUUCCCGGUUCCAUGCCAAUACUGUAUCGCUUACGCGAACUGGGGUUAUGCGAUAUAUACGAAGACGCAGGAUUUGAGAUCGGCAUCCCCGGGUGCAGUUAUUGUGUCGGGAUGUCAGCCGAUCAGGCCGCCCCAGGAGAGGUCUGGAUUUCCUCUCAGAAUCGGAAUUUCGAAAACCGGAUGGGCAAAGGUUCAAUUGGUCACCUCGCCUCUGCAGCCACUGUCGCAGCGUCGUCAUUUGGAAUGAAGCUAGUUGAUCCUAGUGACCUACUUGCUGCAAUAGAUUUAAGUAGAUGGCGGCAGCUCACAGCAGCAAGCAUGCACUCGGAUGCAACUAGCCCAAAGAGCGACCUGAUAUAUGUUGAGCCAUGUGAUUGUGACUAUCAUAGGGCCGGUGCCCAGACGCAGAAACGAAUAGUGAAACCGCGGCUAGAUAAACACGGAAGGAGACAGAUAAAAAGCGUUCAAGGCAAAGUACAGAGACUGGGGGAUUUCGUCAACACGGAUGCAGUGCGUGUUUAUUCUUUCAUCUAUGUUCGUGAAGUGCCAGAGCUAAUGGUAGUCUUCAAGCUCGCCCCUGCCGAGUUUCUAAUUAGCAUGAAAAAUAAUACGGACGCUGGCAUGCGCUGUCUGGUACAUACGCAUCCAAAAUUCCGCGAACGUGCUCAGCAGGGGUUCAAUAUUGUUGUUGGUGGCAAGGGCUUUGGUUGCGGGUCUUCACGCGAACAAGCAGUGAUGGCAUUACUAGGCAAGUCAAGUCCAACAAGGGGGCUUUUUUCCAAGAAACCAUUCGACGAAUCAGACAUUUUUGACCAGAGUUUCUUUCAGGGUGCGGUGUCCAGCAUCACGAUGGAAGAUGAGUCCUUCUUUCAACUUGCGGAUGAUGGAGUGUCAAUUUCCAUCGAUUUAAAUUCACGAAUAAUUGAUGUCGCUGGAAAGACGUUCGGGUUCAAGCUCAGCCAAACGGAAACCGAGAUCUUCCAAUUUGGUGGGAUUGCUUCGGCUUUUGGGGUAUUCGGAAACAAGCUGCUCGAGGCAAUAACCCCAGCCAAAUUGCCUCCAGGGUCUAAGCAGGAGGAAGCAGAGCAGCCGGAUAAACGACUACAAUGGUAA